ACCGCACUCCGCACGGACACGUGCUGGCAAAGCAUGCGUACGUGUCCUCUCCAGUUCUUCCCCAGGAGGCCAAGGACCCAGUAGAACGCCGAUCUGUUGUAUACGGAGUUACGGACUGGCGCCGCCGCUUAGUCACCACCCACCAAACUUCACGGCUUCGGCUAUCUUCAAGAGACAAGAGUGGAGGGCGAAGAGCAGAGCUGGGGGGGAGAUGAACAGCGGCGUGGACACGCAGGCGCGGGCGCUCGCGGACGAGGUGCGCGGUAGUUUAGAGACGAAGAACUGGAUGCUGGACCUCGGUCACCCGCUCCUGAACCGCGUCGCCGAGAGCUUCGCCAAGGCCGCGGGGAUCGGCGCAGUGCAGGCGGUCGCCAGGGAAUCGUACUUCAUGGCGACUGAAGGCGAGGGAGGAUCUGUGUCCGGCGCGACCGGCGCAAGGAAACGCUCGUUCCCGGAGCUCAAUGGGACGAACAGUAGCAGCAUCAAGUCGGCAGAGGCCAUGGUGAAAAGCGUGAGCAAAGAGUCGUUACAGUGGGGGCUCGCGGCUGGGGUGCACUCCGGCCUCACCUACGGCCUCGCGGGGGUGCGCGGGACGCACGACUGGAGGAACAGCGCCGUGGCUGGCGCCAUCACGGGCGCCGCGGUCGCGCUCACGUCGGAGCACGCGUCGCACGAGCAGGUCGUGCAGUGCGCCAUCACCGGCGCCGCGCUCUCCACGGCCGCCAACGUGCUCUCCGGCAUAUUCUGAGCCGCCGGCCGUGCCGUGCCGCUCGAUUUCCGAGGAUUGGCUGAUAGUUCUGUCACCCAAUCGUUCGGGUACCGUCGCUCUUACGCUUCAGUACGAUAACUUGGGAGCGUUGCAUUCAUGCAUUCACUUGCAUUGUCAUUACAACUUAUGCCCUACUUUACUGUUAGCCGUAUAACGGUUUUACUAUAAUUUACACGCUGCUUAGUCA
Zea mays is the source of this 956-nucleotide messenger RNA. RefSeq lists its product as uncharacterized. The transcript has 6 exons. Gene Ontology annotation, cellular component: chloroplast outer membrane. NCBI's taxonomy places the organism in Eukaryota, Viridiplantae, Streptophyta, Magnoliopsida, Poales, Poaceae. Gene Ontology annotation, molecular function: amino acid transmembrane transporter activity. The record is from RefSeq and is marked validated. Bases 212 to 748 code for a protein of 178 amino acids.